CCCUCCCCUCCUUUCUUCCUCUACGGAUGCUGCAGUCAAGUUGGCCGCGCAUGCGCACUUUAGGUCCUCUUUUUCUUGGAAGCGCCCCAGACCCAUCGCACCAUGGCAGAUCCCGAUCUCGAUUUCCAGACUGGUGAGUCUGGCGCCUCCGCCACCUACCCCAUGCAGUGCUCUGCUCUGCGUAAGAACGGCUACGUGGUGCUGAAGGGUCGUCCCUGCAAAAUUGUGGAGAUGUCCACCUCCAAGACCGGCAAGCACGGACAUGCUAAGGUUAACCUGGUUGGCAUCGACAUCUUCACCAACAAGAAGUAUGAAGAUAUGUGCCCCUCCACCCACAACAUGGAUGUUCCCUCCAUCAAGAGGAUAGACUAUCAGUUGGUUAACAUCAACGAGAACUAUAUGUCCCUGAUGAGCGACAACGGCGACAUCAGAGAGGACCUGCGCGUCCCCGACAAUGAAGUCGGCAAGGAAAUCGAGUCAAAGUUCGAGGCGGGUGAAGAAUUCAUGGUCACCGUGAUCGCUGCCAUGGGGGAGGAAUGUGCUGUCGCUACCAAGGUCUUGGCCAGCAAAUAAGGAGUUGAUAGACUUUGCUGCCCGGACAACAAGCACCACCCACAACCAGUCUCUUGCAUUCUCAUUGGUUCUGUCACCAAAGCGUCGGCCUUCACAGACAACCUCAAUCAUUCUGUUGUGAUCUCUCUCUCUCUCUCAUCAUUGAUCUUUUAUUUCCCCCCCCCCUUGCUCCUCCUCCUUUUGGUUUCUCUUUCCAUUUGCUGUUGGGAUUGUUCCACCGCAGCUCGCUGCGUGGUCCUCUGCCUGAUCACUGAGGUUUUGUUUGGCAACUUUAUAUAAAACGACUUCAAAACAACAACAACCACGAUCAGUCGCUCAAUUCCUGCUUAUUCUGUUUGCCUUCAGACGUGUUGGUUUUGCCACUCACAUUCCUGAAUGUUGAAAUAACAGCGGGAUUCAGCUUUUGUAUGAUUAUUUUUUUAUAUUCUUUAGAUUGAAUACAGCAGGUUUAAAGCCUUUUAGAGGGAAGGGGAUCAGGGGGUCGGGGAGGGGCUGGUUUUGAGUUAAAGCCGUGGGAGGGAGGGAGGGUUGCCCCUGUAGAUACUGAAUUCUGGAUUAGGUCGCCCCUCUAGCAGCCAUACCGCUUUCCAGCAUGGCCUUUGAGUGCGACUAGGUCCCUUUUAUUUUUAUUUCCCCUCUCCUGAUCGGGGGAUCGGUGGUGGCCGGCACGUAAAGAGCACUCGAGGUCCACCCCAGCAUGUCAAAGCUCUAAAACCAAGAUUUCUUUUCUCCCUUUCCCCCCUCCCUUAAAGAGAAAAAAGAAAAAGAACAGAAACUUCAGUGAUUAACCCUCGUGAUGCCAGUCUCUUGUCUGUGUAGAAGUUUGAGGGGGCGUGAGGGUCCCGUGCACUCGCACCUCUCGUCCAUCGGGGCCAUCCCCCAAAUACAAAAAAAGAGGAGUGUCGUUUCGUUUUUAAGAGGGCGUGAGCGUGUGGCAGCGUGGGCCUCCGAAAUGUGGGAGGCGGUUUGCAGUGAGGUGUGUGUUUCUUUUUUUGAGGGACUCGAUCGGGUUGGGGAGGGUGGUAGAGUUGCAAACUUUUUUUGUUCACUCGAGGCCUUUGUCACCUGACUGGAGAUGGCAAAAUAAAAACGAUGAAACAAAUGGAGAAAAACUGCAACCGAUGUGUGGUUUUCUGUCUCAAGUGUUUUAUGGUCUCAGAGGUGGGUGAGCGGCUGCUUUUCAUGUAUUUCAAAGUCCUUAUUUUGUCAUUUAUAUGCUUAAAAAUACUAAACACUGCUCACGGCUCAA
Molecule: messenger RNA, 1822 nt
Organism: Neolamprologus brichardi
Lineage: Eukaryota; Metazoa; Chordata; Actinopteri; Cichliformes; Cichlidae
Gene: eif5a
Product: eukaryotic translation initiation factor 5A
Biological process (GO): positive regulation of translational termination; positive regulation of translational elongation
Molecular function (GO): translation elongation factor activity; RNA binding; ribosome binding
Source: RefSeq, a predicted model, not a curated record